Molecule: messenger RNA, 1823 nt
Organism: Mercenaria mercenaria
Lineage: Eukaryota; Metazoa; Mollusca; Bivalvia; Venerida; Veneridae
Exons: 12
Coding region: 156-1634 (492 amino acids)
Source: RefSeq, a predicted model, not a curated record
AACUUCCCUUAUUGAAAAUUCCCGGAUGAAGGUCAAGCAUUGCAGCUCUGGUUAGGAGAAUAAAAACAUAUGUAAAUUCAUUGAAUAUUACACGAUUAAGAUUCAUUUGUGGUUAUGCAUAUCUGCCAUCUGCUCGCAUAUCAUUCUGAAGAAUAAUGGAGUCAUCUGAAGGGACAAGCAGAAGAAGUGAAAGAAAAAGGAAAAGAAAAGAAUCUUACUCCCCAGAAGGAAAGAGAGAAGGUGGAAAAAAGAACAAACCUGAAGGCCAGAAGUCACAGAACAGAUCAAAAUUGUACUCCAACAGACUUUAUGAUGUUCUCCCAAAUGGAGAACCUUUUUCCUGUCAUCUUUGCAAGUCUCCAUAUGUAGUUAAUCCCAUAUCAAAAGGUGUGAAGAAAACUGGACGAUCAAGGCAUACACCUCUUCCAAAAGUACGGACAGAUAGAAACACAGGAAGGGAGAUGAUGUUGUGUAAUGCAUGUGUUCAAAUAUUUGAUCGUCCUCAGCGUCGAGUUGUCAAGACUGCUACUGUACCAACAGAGGAAGAAAAGAAAGAAUACCUUCAGGAAGUUGAUCAUUUUAUCAAAACAGUCAAGACAGAGUUUGAUGAUCCAUUAGUUGAGAAGUUGUUUUGUCCGCUCAGUCAGAAGAAGCUCUGUGGAUGUUUGCAGAAAUAUAUCCAGUCUACAGGAAAUUCACAUGUACCUGUGUUUAUCAGCUUGAUGAAAGAAGCUAUAGAACUUAGAAAGGAGAAGUCUUACCCUGUCACAGAGGAUAACAAGAAAGUCAAGCUUAUAGGAUUAGGGAAUGGUCACAAGAAAUCGAAACGUUAUGAAGAGUUUGUUCUCAAUCAAAGACGUGUAUUGAAGGAAGACAUGAGGCUUUGUGAGAGAGCUACACAAAAAAUAUUGAUGUAUUCCAACAACUUUCUUCAUAAAAGAUUGAAAACAGAAAAUAGACCAUGUAGAGUAGAGAGAACAAGGGGGAAAGCUGCUCUAGGACAAUUGCCAGAUUUACACACCAUGAUGGAUCGCCAUUGCUGUUCUGAUAACUGUGUCAUGUUGGCAUUGACACAUAAAAGACUGUUACAGGACUGGAGGGAUCGGGCGUUACAAGGACAACAGGAAGCCCGUAGAGUAAUGGCAGAGAUGUUAACCCCAGCAGGUGCUACACACAUCAACUGUUAUAGUUUUAUUUCCAUGGUAACGGGAUGCUCACAGACGACGAUUGCUAGGGUAUAUAACCAAAUGAUUGACACGGGAGGGAUAAGAGACCCACCUGAACAUGGCAUGAAGCGAGUCUGGCAGGAACAUUAUAAACAAACCAAAACAUCUGAAGGAAACAAGGAUACAAGUUCAAGUACCGUGUCUGCUGAAAGUCUAGCACAGGAAGUGACAUCAUCACAUGGACAAACCAAUCAAAACACAGUUAUUGAUGCAGCAACUUUGAAUGCAGUGAGACAACAUAAGGUGGCCUGGAUGCAGGACAUAGCCAAGAAACAGUUACAACAACAACAACUUGCCUUGCAUCUACAGAAUCUAAUGAUGAACAAAAAGAAAGUGAAUGUUCCAGACCAGUAUCAGGUAACUUCUGAACGUUUGAUGUUUUCUUUAAGGAUAUUUUUGUUCAGAUAAAUGUCUCAGCAUUUUGUAUAUAAGAUACAGUUAGAUUUGUGUUAAAGACCUUUUGUGAACAAAGAUAACCUGAGCCUAAAGACUUUGUCGCAUUCAUUUAAACAGUUUAAUAUCCAGUGAAUAAGUAUCUCCUACACAAUGUUUUGCUUCCAAGUGUAUGGCAUUUAUAUACAGGUUUAACUGUAGUUA